This is a messenger RNA of Penicillium macrosclerotiorum, 498 nucleotides long. RefSeq names its product nuclear transport factor 2 family protein. Bases 1 to 498 code for a protein of 165 amino acids. The record is from RefSeq and is a predicted model, not a curated record. The transcript has a single exon. Lineage: Eukaryota; Fungi; Ascomycota; Eurotiomycetes; Eurotiales; Aspergillaceae.
AUGGCUCCGCAAUUAUCUCUCGGGGGGUUCCUGAAAUACAUCGAGGCAUUCAAUGCCAGAGACUACAAGGCUCAACAUGACUUCUACCACAAGGAUGUGACUCUUGUAAUUCCCGAUCCGGAAAUCGGCACUCUGAUCGGAUCAAAGGGUAUCAUGGAUCACUAUGCCGUGGUUCAUGCAGAUGCUCGCGAGACGGUCGUGCCAAUGUGUGUCAUGAUGGAUGACAAGCGAAUCUUCUUCAACAUGGAGGCCUAUUUCUAUUAUCUCAGAACGACCGACAAGGCAGUCCACAGCCACAAAGUCAACCCAGGUGACGUGAUUCGAGUGAAGGUCUGGGCAAUCUACGAUAUGGUAGAUGGCAAAAUGCAUCGGAUUACCUGCAAUGCUCUUGGCGACGAGCUGUUGGGUCAGGUUAAUGUCAAUGACCUGAUCAAGGAGAGCUGGAGUCGUGUCGAUGAUGAUAUUAAAGCGAAUUGGGGUCCCAAGUCUUUCCUGUGA